Molecule: messenger RNA, 741 nt
Organism: Fomitiporia mediterranea MF3/22
Lineage: Eukaryota; Fungi; Basidiomycota; Agaricomycetes; Hymenochaetales; Hymenochaetaceae
Exons: 3
Coding region: 1-741 (246 amino acids)
Biological process (GO): ubiquinone biosynthetic process; cellular respiration
Cellular component (GO): mitochondrion
Molecular function (GO): ubiquinone binding
Source: RefSeq, a predicted model, not a curated record
AUGAAACUCAAUUGCAGUCCGCCACCUCUGCGGCUAAUUCUCUCUAAUGUCUCGAUAAACCGCCACAGGAAGCAUUCCAUUGGGUUUCUUGGACAAAGGACUUUCUUCGGUGUCCCCAGCUUGUCUUCAUUCUCUCCAUUUUCAAACGAACAAGGCAACGGUAAUGGUAACGGACAUGAACAGACGUACCACGAGCGAAAGAUCCUCCCAUACUCACAGAAACAACUAUAUGAGCUUGUCGCGGAUGUAGACAACUAUCGUCACUUCGUGCCUUAUUGCACGGAAUCAAAAGUCCUUACUUCAAGACUAGUCAAUCCUCACGCAUCACAGAACGAAGGGAAGGUAGAAAAGAAGGAAGCACGCUUGACAGUCGGGUUCUUAGCGUUCAAGGAGAGCUAUGUGAGCGAAGUAACUUGUCGGCCUUACCUGUCCGUUGAGGCUGUCGCAUCGUCUGGAACACCGUUAUUCAAAAGACUUGUGACAACAUGGAGAUUCCAGCCCGCGGAUUCGUCUUCUCCGCAUCUCACACACGCAGGCGUUAGUUCGCACUCGUCCGCCGGGUCACCAUCUUCAGAUUCUCCAGCUAAUGGACCCACACUACUAUCAAUUGACCUUGGAUUCGCGUUUUCCAAUCCUAUAUACGCCGCUGCGUCUUCAGCAUUCUUCAAACAGGUUUCCUCGAUGAUGGUUCAGGCUUUUGAGAGGCGGUGCGUGGAAGUGUACGGACACGGCCGGAAGUAA